AUGUCUUUUGACGGAGAAUUGGCAGCGCUACGACAACAAGUAGAAAAUUUUCAAAAUCUUAAUGCUUUGGUUCAUGAACAACUUGAACGUACCAAUAAAGAGAACUCUACAUUAGCGGAUGACAAUAACUUUCUACGCAAAAAGAAUUAUUCUCUUCAGCAGGAAAUUACAAGUAAUCAUAAUGCAUAUACACGGAUUGAAUCUGAACUUUAUCAACAAGGACAGGAAAAAGAAGAACUAAAAAAAAAAAAUGAAGGCUUUUUGAAAACCAAACAAGAAAUAGAACUGAAAUUGAGGGAGGAGACGGAAGCUUUUGACAAGGAUCAACAUGGAUGGCAAGUGCGAGAGUCCGAAUUGACCGAUCAAAUUAAAGCGCUUCAAGAAACCAUUAAUACUCUUAAGCAACAAAAUGAUGCUUCGAAAAAGAGGAAUGGGAACACAAGUUCUAAUGAUGAUGACAGUCCACCUUCGUCACCAACAACACCUACAGCAGGAUCAGCGACAUCGUAUUAUACGGCUGUCCGAGAAGUAAAGGUUGCUAAAAGAACCAUUAAAGAACUUGAGAGGCGUGUUAAUGAGCUGGUCACAGAAGUUGAAAACAUAGAACGGAUGCGCGUCAACUCAAUGAAUUUAAACAAGGAUCAUGUCGCCAGGAUUCAUUAUUUAGAAAAUGAACUUGGUCAAGUUAAGCACAUUAAUCAGACAUUAAUGGAAGACAGUGAAAGAUAUCGACAAUUAUUACAUGAAAAGACCAUGAAAGGCGAGUUUGUGCUAGAUAAUAUCAUGCAGGGAAAUGCAAAGUAUACCAACAUAGCAGAAAAAGUGACAAAUUUCACAAAUAAAGAUGAUGCAAUAGUCAACAUAAAAUCUAUGGCCAUAGAUUUGGAAGCCGAAUUAAAUCGUGCUACGCAUAAAGGGAGUGACCAUACAGUGAUUGAAAAAUUACAAGAUGAAAUAAAAGCACUUAAAGAUUCCAACAAGUCGAUGUCUCUUUAUAUUAACAAGAUUCUCAAUCGUAUAAUGGAAGCUAAAGGUUUCGAGGAAAUUUUGUCUAAAGACUGGUCGGCAAAAAAAGAGACACCGCUUACUUUACCAGAAACUUCAUUAAGUCAGCAACCUGUAAAAAAGAAAACGGGAAGACGAAAAACUUUUAGUUUUGUUAUAGGUCGUAGAACAUAA
Messenger RNA from Dentiscutata erythropus, 1179 nucleotides. The record is from the annotation of a GenBank genome assembly. NCBI's taxonomy places the organism in Eukaryota, Fungi, Glomeromycota, Glomeromycetes, Diversisporales, Gigasporaceae.